AUGAGCAGGUUCUCAUCCCACCACCAAUUCGCGUCACCCUCGUCGUCUCCGUCGUCUCCACCUUCCUCUGUAUCCUCCUCUCCGUUCACCCCAGCGGGAAACUUUGACGACUACCGCCACACGCCCCCAUCCCGGCCCACAUCGCAGCCCGCUGCUGCUUACGAAGGCCAACCCCAGCCUCAGGGACGCCACUUCCAAUGGGAGUCUGCCGGCCCAGUGGAGCUCGAGGUGUGGGACGGGGGACCUGGAGGCGAGACGUGCAUGACCAUCCGCGAGCACAUUCCGAUGCUGAACCCGGACAUGUGCGACCAUUGCUACUACGCCGACUUCGAGUACUGCAUACACGUGGAGCCCCUGACGAUGCUGAAGGAGUCGACAAUGUUUCUCAACAGGCCGUCAUCGGAAGGCGAAGAGGACGAGAGCAGGUUUUCUGUGGCCGACACACCGAGGAUAGAGCAGUUCUCCCCAUAUCCCCCGCCACCACCUCCCAUGGUCUUUGUCGACGCACCCCACGUUCCUUCCUCGCAGCAAGUGCCAUUGUCUCCUAUGCACACAGCCGCUUCUCUUGCCGCGUCCCACUCCGGUAGUCCAGUCGAGGAGAUCUUUACCCACCAGACGCAGCCUUGGACACAUGUAUCGUCGACCGGACUUCCACCGUGCAGUUCACCUCCCCCGACGCCUCGUCUCGCGCCGUGGGAACUUGCUGGUGCCGAGAAUUCCCUGCAUCUCAACGCGAACCCGGUGCAAGACGCUCCUCAAGGUCCUGCACCCACAGCUUCGCCUCGUCUACCACGCUACCUCGCUCUACGCUCUCCUGCAGCAUCACCCAAGCCUGCAUCUCCUCGCCAGCUUCCCCGCACGCACUCUCCGUCCCCUUCGCUGAAGUCGUCAGUGUCAACGCUAUCGCCUAAUGUUGGACCGCUCCCCUCAUGCAAGCCUCCAGCUUCACCUCUCCCGACCUCCUAUCCGCUUCCUCCUUCGCCUUCGCCUUCACCCAGGCCCGCAUCGCUACCCCUCGGCACCAAUGCCAAGACCGCCACCCCAUCGCCCGCAAAGGAGCCGCCGACGCGCAGCAACACGCAGAGCACGUCGCUCUCUGCCCUUACAAUCCUUGCCACACCCGCCGAGUCGCGUAGGCGCUCCCGGGCGAGCUCGGAUUCGAACGUGGUGCGUGACGAUACCGACCUGCGGCGCAUGCUCGGCAUCCAGCGCCGGUCGUACGCUCAUGCCCACGACGCGCCGGGGGCAGAGGGCGGGGACAGCAACAACAGCGCCGACUCACGGCGGGAACGCGAGCAGGUGAAGAUCAACGUCGUUCCGCCCUCCGACGACCCCAGUGGCGGCAGUGCUCAGGGCGAUGGCUCGCUGAAGAACUCUGAGAUCAGCUCCUCAGACAUGCUCAGAGUCGACGUCAACUUCCGCUCCUCGAGCCCGCACAUUCGCUCGCGCAAGCAUGUCACCCUUGUCUCACCCACGUCGACAUCGUCGACUCCGCUUUCGGGGGUGACCGCUCUGCCUAACCCUUUCUCCCCAAUGUGCGGUGGCAACCUGGCCAUCUCGCCCGCAUCGGCUGCGUCGAACACGGUCGUGGGCAGCGACGACGGGUACGAGAGCGCUGGGCUGCGGCGGGCUCGCAAGCACGAUAACGGAGGUGAUGCACGGAGGAGCACCCCGAAGGCGCCUGUUCGCGAGGACGCCACAGCCCCCUCUCCGUCCCGAGACUCCCCACCCAGUCUGAGGCCGAUCCCCAGGCGCUCAAGCCUCUUCGCCACCGACGAAGAACCCCAUCGCCCCGACGCGCCCGCGUCGAGCGUCUCAGCAUGGCUCGCGAGCCACUCCGACGAGGCAUACGAAGAGAGCGAGCUCAGCUUCGGAGGCUCGUCCGCCGCCCCGUCCUCGCCCGCCACGCGCUUUCUGCAGCCCGAGAUCGGGUUCGACGAGUGGCUCGCCGCGCAUUCGCCCGGUGUCUCGCCGGCGCCGGCGCUUGUGGAUCUGGACGCUGCGAGUCCGGCGCCUAGGCGGGCGAAGGUCUCGUCCAGCGAGUGCGAGUGGGAGGAAGAGGGCGCUGGGAGGAUUAUGCGGAAGCUGGCGAUGGAGCGGCAGCGGUGUGAGAUCGCGAAACUUGCUGAGUGUGCUGUGCUCGCGAGCGUUAUCCGACGCGACGUCUCGCAAGCGUAUGCACACCUCGAUAAGGCAUUAUCGACUGCUCUUGAGGCACUCGACUACGAUCUUGUGCUCAUGGGUCAUCACCAGGAGAGGCGUUGGGCAAACGAGUUUGUUGAUGUCUUGUGCUCGAUGCGAAGAUCUGUUGCCCGUACUAUGGCACACAUAGAUGAGAUACCACGCGCGGAUCAUAUUGUCGCACACACAGCUAAGAUCACCGAUCUCGCAUCGCAGCUCGAGUCGCGGAGCGACAAGGUCAAGCGCUCUGUCAACAGCGUAAAGCUCUUCCAGCUGAAGACGCAGCUCCGUGAGGAGCAGGACACCUUGCAGCGCACGAUGCGGCGCGAGCAAGCGCGGCGCGAGGCGUUCGAUGCCGAAACACGCAAAGAGAAGCUGGCGCAGAAGGAGAAGAUACGGCGGUACGAGGCGCUUUCGGACGCUACCCAUAGGCGUGCGCCCUCAGCGCCGUGAAUUUUAAUCAGGAGCGGGGAGGAUGGAGGUAUAGAUUCUUUUAGUGUUGGUUUGAUGUUGAUGUUUAAGGUAUCAUAACUUCCGCUUUGGUUUAUGGGACGUAUAUUACGAAUUCUGACGUAGGUUUACUCGGUCACGAUUAGUUCAUGUUUGUACGGCUGUGUUACGAUACCCUACGAUACCCU
Messenger RNA from Coniophora puteana RWD-64-598 SS2, 2819 nucleotides. RefSeq lists its product as uncharacterized. Lineage: Eukaryota; Fungi; Basidiomycota; Agaricomycetes; Boletales; Coniophoraceae. Bases 1 to 2634 code for a protein of 877 amino acids. The transcript is spliced from 4 exons. The record is from RefSeq and is a predicted model, not a curated record.